Amoebophrya sp. A25 is the source of this 2944-nucleotide messenger RNA. Lineage: Eukaryota; Dinophyceae; Syndiniales; Amoebophryaceae. The record is from the annotation of a GenBank genome assembly.
AGGCAUUCUAGUAGAGGAGGUGGAGGAAAACGAAGAGAAGCUAGAGUUAAGGCUUCUAUGUAUACUGUACAAUUUUUAAAGAUCAUAUCCAUAUGCUAUAUUAGAUAUUCUCGAUAUUCUACAAUUACAGAUGAUAAGUAUUUAUAGCUGACUAGUCGUGACCUGAGAAGUGUUCAGAAGACAUGACUUUCUUCUUUCGUCUUUGCUCAUGCCUAGUGCAUCCUUGCCUGAAAAGUACCAUCUCUAUCGGUAAAGUAGUGAUGAAAAGUACAACUCUAUUUUCUGUUUCUGCGUGAAUAAACCAACUCUUCAAGAUUACUUUUCUGUUCAAACAAAUGGAACACAGUAGACCGAGGAAUAUCUUCAGGAUUGGGGUGACCUCUAACUUCGACUUCGACAGCAGAGUCGAUAGCAGAUUUGACAGCAGAGUCGAUAGCAGAGUCGACAGCAGAUUUGGCAGCACAGUCGAUAGCAGAUUCGACAGCAGAAGCGACAGCGACUUUGACAGCAGGCUCGAUAGCGACUUUGAUAGCAGAUUCGAUAGCAGAGAGGGGAGCGCAAUCAUGCACGAUCUUCUGCCGCUCAUUUCAGAAGGUUCUGUUAUGUUGAAAAACAGGUCGUGAAACACAAACCAGAAGUCCCAUCAUGAUCUUCGUUGUAAUCCACGCUUCACAUACUUCUCAAAUUACAUCAUGAAGAAUCGUAUACUAUUACUGUAAGACUAGCAUACAUAUUUAUUAUUCAAUAUUUUCUGUUCAUCUAGCUACUUCUACAUGUUGAUCUUGCUUGUAGUUCUAAUAUCUAGGAGGAGGAGGGGGAGGACGAGUUUGACUCCUCAGAAUUCGAUUCGUCAGAAAUCGACUCGUCAGAACUUGCCUCCUCAGAAGUCGACUUUUCCCAAGACAGAACGUGGGAGGCGCAAUUUUGUGAGGACAGUGUUGCGAUUUUACAGGGACUGUCAGCAGGAGUGCAGGACGUAGUCGUACCAGUAGUUGCGAACGGAACGACGACCACUUCCCAAACUCGAAGUAGAACUACACCAGCAGCUCUUACUACUCUUCAUUAUACUCCCGCGCACUCGAACGGCGCAAACAGGACGAUGUUAUGCUGACUCGCAAAUUGGAUCGAAUUCGAAGUAGUAGUACUAACUGAUGAAGUAGAACAUUCAUUCUCCUAGUAUUAAGUAUGCUUUUUUCUCUAGCGAGAUUAAGGUAGUAGAUGAAAUCUGAGACAUACUCUUCUUCACGGAAUUUUGAAUUUGAAAUAUAUCACAAUGAAUUACACGGUAGAGCCCUUCACUAACAACAAGUGGCACUACAAGUAACGGAGCGAAGAUCGACGCUCCUCGUUCGCCCGAUGAGGCAGUUGUAUCCAGAAAUGCCACGUCCAAUUCAGAAAUUCCUGUGAGGACGCAAGUAGUUGAUGGCCUUGGCGGCAACCACAACUAUCACUUCUUCUAUAGGGAACCUCCAGAAAGUGGAGAACAUGCGGAAGAGGAUGAGCUGCAGCAAGGCAUGAAUCUUUCCUCAUAUUCUUAUGAUCAAAUAGAAAUAUGUGACUCUCUUCUUUUUUGAUUGGUGUACACACAUUGAUAUCGAAUAUGGUUACGUGUGGUGCUGCUAAGUUGUAUUUUUGAAUCGGCAUCUUCUUCUGUGUGGUCGGCUCACCAGUAGACACUAAUAGCUACAUAAGAGCAGGUACCAUGUCAUGACAUAUUUCUAUCUAGUCCUGCUGUCACUCAGAAAUGACGAGAACAAAUAGUGUCCUCUUCUAAAAUAGAGACUCCUGCACCGAUGACUCAGGGGAUGAUGACCUGCGCAGCGUCGAACUGGAGUUUUUACGCAGAACAAAGAGGAGGCGUAAAGAGAACAUCGGAGGAUCAGGUAGCAAUAGAUGUAGACAUGGGGAUCGGCGAUGGGACGGGGAAGGUGAGCCCUCUAGUGCUAGACGUUUCGAUGAAGAUGAUGUUAUGAUGCUCAAAAACACUAGUGAAUGCGAGGACAUGCAUAAGAACAAUUAUAGGUGAAUUACAGGACACUUAUGCAAGUGAUAGUGACCCCAAGACAAGUUUAUCUUGCCAUCCAGGAAGUCCUCCUCGAGUAACAAUAUUUUCUCUGUUUAGCAAGAGGCGGAACCCCCAUAGUUAGAUGCUACCCCCGCUUCGAAGCUACCCCCGACUCGGAGCUACCCCCGCUUCGAAGCUACCCCCGCUGUGUAUCUUCGAAGCUACCUAGAAGCAUUUUUGUAAGAAAUACGUACUCCCUUAUCCUUGGUUCUUUCAUCAUCGGAUCCACAUCGCAAUCGGCGAAUGGUCAACAGGGAAAUGCUGGCACAGGGGAACCUUUCGGAGAGCCUCCAUCCGCAGAGAAAAAAGACAAUGACGGAGAAUUGUGAAGAAUUUUCACUUUCACUCUCAAGAAUAACAUUUGCAGUUCUUCUCAUUGCACAAAGACAAAUUGAAAUUUAUCUUCAAACAUAGCCAGCACAGUUCCUACGGGCGGUAAUGAUGCUGCAUUACUCAACAAUUUUAUCGUCAUGCAUAUGCUGAGCCUCAGCAGCUGAGGAGCGUCAAAGAAAAGAUUUAACUUGUAUCAUUCUUGUUGAAAUUCUUGAACCUCGUAACAACAACAAACACAAACUGAACAUGAUUACACACACCUAAAACUUCGUCUCUUCAAUCAAUACGUGCAUUCGCAUUCGCAUACUAGAUUAUGAAGACCGUAGCUUUGUAUGUACAGAAACUCAAACCGAUUUGCAUCUUCGACUUGUAUUCCUUAUUAAUAUUAUACCUAGUAAUAAACUACAUCAAAGAGUGUGUGUCGUCCAUAUAUUGGCCCAUGAAUGAGAAAAACCAAUCUUCUGAGAGACAAACAUGCGAUUGACAAAUCCUACUUCCAAUAUUUUGUAUCCCAACUUUGCCGCUGAAUCAAGUGCGUUUGCCGAU